AUGCGUCCUCCCCGACCCGUGCGGGUGCUCGGCGUCUUGCUGAGCCUGGCCCUGGGGCAGGCGCUGGCGUUCGAAGAGCGCGACUUCCUCGGCUUCCUGGGUCUGCACGCGGCGGCGUUGCCCCGCCGGCCGCAGCCCGUGCCGCGAGUGUUGCAGAAGAUCGCGCGCGAGAGGGAGGCGGCCACCGCCGCGGGGUUGACGCGGGCGCCGUGCGUCGUGCCCGAGCUGGGAGCGCCCGGGGACACACUGCGGGCGUUGCCCGAUCGAGGCAUCCUCCUUCCAUCUGACUCCUGCCUGAUGCGGCUGCUCUCCUUCAAUCUUUCUGCGGCCAUCCCGGAUUGGGAGCAGCCCACAGCGGCCGAGCUGGGCUUGGACUUGGGGCCCAGCUCCUACCACGAGCUGGGCCCGGCACUGGAGCUGACUGUGUCAGUGGUUCCGGAGCCUCAAAGGCGGGCAGGGCCCACGCGCGAGCGGAGCAGAGUGGUGGCCACACAGUCUGUGCCGCGGCCCCAUGGCGCCCUCCGCGUCCGCCUACAGGGGGCGCUACUGCACGCAGCCCGGCGCCCACGGGUCGGCCUGGGGCUGCUGCUGGAGGCGCGGGUCCUGGCAGACGGAGACCCCGGGCGGCACUGGCUCCCCGGGGCCGCGUGUUCCAGGCUGCGGCGGGCUCUGCGCGUGACCCUGCUGGUGGCCACCCUGGACCCCAGGCGCUGCCGCCGCCGCCGCCCUGCCCGACUUCGGAGGGCCUUGCCCGCUGCCCCCCAGGCUGCCUGCCCAAGCCUCUGCCACCGCCACCGGCUGUUCAUCAGCUUCCGGGACCUGGGCUGGCACAAGUGGGUCAUCGCGCCCAAGGGAUUCAUGGCCAACUACUGUCACGGCGAGUGUCCGCUGUCCGCAGCCACCUACCUGAACAGCUCCAACUAUGCCUUCAUGCAGGCGCUGAUGCAGGUCGCGGACCCCGCGGUGCCCCCGGCUGUGUGUGUCCCCACCAAGCUCUCGCCCAUCUCCAUGCUCUACCUGGAUAAUGAGGACAAUGUCAUUCUGCGUCAUUAUGAGGACAUGGUGGUCGACGAGUGCGGGUGUGGGUAG
Messenger RNA from Octodon degus (degu), 1089 nucleotides. It is a transcript of the gene Gdf3, whose product is annotated as growth differentiation factor 3. The record is from RefSeq and is a predicted model, not a curated record. The transcript is spliced from 2 exons. NCBI's taxonomy places the organism in Eukaryota, Metazoa, Chordata, Mammalia, Rodentia, Octodontidae. The coding region runs from base 1 to 1089 and encodes 362 amino acids. Gene Ontology annotation, molecular function: cytokine activity; growth factor activity. Gene Ontology annotation, cellular component: extracellular region. Gene Ontology annotation, biological process: SMAD protein signal transduction; BMP signaling pathway.